AACCUUAUAUACGUGGGCGCAAUAUGCAGCGAAUUGGCCUGUCCAUGGCUGCUCUUAAUCUUCAUCAGAUGGUCUAUUGACGCGUACACGGUAAUGCUGCCUGGUGUCUGAUACGGGUCCCCAGCGGAGUGGUUUCCCCUAGCUUUUGUCCACCCUCUGUCCCAACUUCACUCCAACCCUUCUUAGCAACACCAAAGUGACGUCUAUGUCUGCUUCACAAUCUUCGUGUGUAACGUUCAGCAGCUGCAAUGCAAACACCAGCCUAUUAUACUUUGCACCGGCGAAUACUGUGGGGCAGUCAUGUCAGCAGUCGUACUUGCGGGGAUGGGCUCGGUAUGACAUCAGAAGUUCGUGAUUGCUAUGGCACCUAAAGGCCUCUACCCUCGCAGAGCCUCUGUUCUUAAACAUUUCCCAAGGUAUUCACUUACACUCAACAUCAUAUCAUGGCCUCCGCUCGUGAUGUCCCCAAGGAUGUCCCAGGUGGUGAAAUCUCAGGAAAAGACAAGGUGUUGGAGAGCGGAGCUGCUCUCGUUCAGAACUUCCAGCCAGUCAAGCAGAUAUGUGCCCAUCUUAAUGCCUUCCAUACCUAUGCCGAUGAGCCAGGCCGCUACGUGGAAGCGAACCACUAUUGCUCGCACCUGACCUCUGAAAUCCGCCAAUGCAUCCUCUACGACAGCCCCGGCCCAGACGCCAAACUAAUCGGCAUCGAAUACAUGGUGACCCCCUCCAUCUACUCUACCCUUGCCGCAGAAGAGCGCAAGCUCUGGCACUCUCACGUCUUCGAGGUGAAGUCCGGAAUGCUCAUUAUGCCCGACCCCUCUGUCCUCGGUCUGCACCAAGCCUGGGAGGUGGCUGAGACGGAGGAGAUGAAGGAGGUGGUGCAUCUGUACGGCAAAGUCUAUCAUUUGUGGCAGACGGACCGGGGCGACGCACUGCCACUGGGCGAAGCGAAGCUCAUGACGAGCUUCACAGCCGAGGGGCAGUUUGAUUUUGAGAAGGCGGUUGGGGACCGCGAUAGGAGAUUCGGGACGGAUUGGAAAAGGAAGCAGGAGUUGAGAAAGGGGAUUGAAGAUGCGGGCGUGCACGAGGAUGCGGAUUGGGCUUGGAAGAAGCGGAGGAAUUCGAUGUGAGCUGAGAUGGAGAGGGAACGCUGGACCCGAGCUGGCGGCCGGUUCGUCGGCGUGCGAAUUGUGACCAACUAUGAAGAAUUGGGAGAACUGGUUGCUCUAUAAGUCCUCCAACCGAAGGCGUUCUAACAGGAUCAUUAAUAAUGCACCACUUAUUCCAUGCACGAAUGUCAUGGCGUUGAGACACCCAUUGGUUGCCUAAAGUGACUAAGUAUCCGUGGCUAUUAUUCUUCACUUCAUCGAUACC
Molecule: messenger RNA, 1374 nt
Organism: Pseudomassariella vexata
Lineage: Eukaryota; Fungi; Ascomycota; Sordariomycetes; Amphisphaeriales; Pseudomassariaceae
Exons: 3
Coding region: 444-1130 (228 amino acids)
Source: RefSeq, a predicted model, not a curated record